CCUGUAUAUUAUUAUCUAGAUACUUGGUGGUUAUUAAUAUACACCAGUACAUAGCAAGCGAUAUCUAUUUAGGGCUAAUGGGUCCUAUCGGGUAACCAGUCUCAAUUCCGUAGGGGCUGAGGAACCUGAACAAGCCAGGUAUUUCGUGCUUUCAGACCAAACCAUCGCGAUGGAAAGGCUGUUGCUACUGUGGUGGUCAGGUUUGGAAAGUACGCAACUUCCAGAAAGCCUGGUGCAUCUAGGAGAGUUUCCUACAGAUGGAACAACUACACCGAGAAUUGGUGCGAGUCUCUCCGACCUUUUGAUACUUCCUUGUUGGACAUACUUACUUUCUGGAGAAAUGAUCUCUUUCUCAGCCGAUGUCCCAAGCGUUCCACUAGACGAUAUCAGACCAUAUGUUGUGGGAAAUGAAAACCCCCGGAAAGCAGAAUUACUUGCUUGCUCGAGGCAGCAUAAUGGCCAACGCCCUCCGUAUUGACGCAGACAAACUCUAGUCUGCAAGGCUGAAAUCAAGCCACCAGAAGAUGUCGAACAGAAUCAUUCGCUGCGGCUAGAUCUCUAAACCCGAAAGGGUGGAGAACAGACCGCCACUUAGAGCGC
Aspergillus campestris IBT 28561 is the source of this 600-nucleotide messenger RNA. RefSeq lists its product as uncharacterized. The coding region runs from base 170 to 478 and encodes 102 amino acids. NCBI's taxonomy places the organism in Eukaryota, Fungi, Ascomycota, Eurotiomycetes, Eurotiales, Aspergillaceae. The record is from RefSeq and is a predicted model, not a curated record. The transcript has a single exon.